This is a messenger RNA of Trypanosoma brucei brucei TREU927, 933 nucleotides long. RefSeq lists its product as hypothetical. The record is from RefSeq and is a predicted model, not a curated record. Lineage: Eukaryota; Euglenozoa; Kinetoplastea; Trypanosomatida; Trypanosomatidae. The transcript has a single exon. Gene Ontology annotation, cellular component: nucleus; GINS complex. The coding region runs from base 1 to 933 and encodes 310 amino acids. Gene Ontology annotation, biological process: double-strand break repair via break-induced replication; DNA replication.
AUGUCUGCCGGUAGUGCCGCGUCCCAUCCGGUGGCGAGCCAUGCUGGAAACAGUCGCAGCGGUAGUUUCACAAUGUAUCACUUUGCCUCCUUCGCCGCUAUGGAGGUCACAGUGACGAUUGUGCCUCGUUUCACCAUGCCACGCAUUUCAACUGCAUUUGGUGGUCGCUACGGGCCCUUUACACCCAACUUCCCCACCGAUGUGCCGCUGUGGCUUGCGCUCCACAUCCGACAGACGGACACUUGCACUAUUCAACCGCCACCGUACGUCGCUUUGCCGCAUCUUCGCCAGGUGCUGGAGAGAGAGAAGGAAAAUGAAACAACAUUCGAAGCACUUCCCUUCUACUUCUUCGAGGUGGUUAAGAAGUUGUGCGAAGUCAGUGCCGCUGCGGAAGAUGUUCCACACGUAGCGGAGGUAGUGCGGCUCGUUGAUGAAGUGCGUGCAGUGCGGAGACGGAAACUCCAACAGAGCAUGUCAGUGUUUGAAGCGGAGGGAUCACCCGUGUUUAUACCCGGCAUUAAGCUAUCAAAUAUCGUGAACCACGAACUUCAAUACUUGCGCACGUCCUUUGCAAUAGUGCUACAGCAGUCUGCAGAUAUGAAGCAGAGACGAGAGCAAGACAUUGGUGGACCCAUAGAAAGCGUCCCAACACCCAUCCGAACAAGUGGGACGGCGCUGUCGUAUACGCCCCUGUCAACAGCCGCUGCAGCCGAGGGGCGUUUGUUGGAUUACGCAGCAACGAGGAGUAGCGAUACACACGACUCUCUGUCAACCUCAGCAGCAGCGGAGCAGGCAAUAUUCACCCCUGAAAACACUUUCACAACCGACGGUACCCCGUCGGUUGCUGAUGCGACGGAAACGGGAACGGCGAGCAUGUCAGAGGAGAUUUCAGGACCACCAGUGAAGAAGCGGCGGACGCUAAGACAGACGUAA